AUGCACUCGAAUUACUUUGCCAUUGGUGUCAUUUCCUUGAUUUCUAUCACCCGUGCCUUUAAUAUGGAUUGCAGUUCCAACGUGGCUGGAUAUUGGGGCCAAAACUCAUAUGGUGCAGCUAAUGGUGGCGACAAGAGCAAUUGGCAAAAACCACUGCAUGAAUAUUGCAACGAUGAUACCAUAGACAUGUUUCCUAUCGCCUUCCUGACCAAGUUUUUCAGCACCGGCGGCCAACCAGAGAUUAAUCUCGCCAAUACUUGUAGCAAUGUGGAUGAUCCUACUUUCCCUGGAACGGCGUUGGCCAACUGCACAUCCAAGAUGCAAGACGACAUCAUUGGGUGUCAAAAGCGAGGCAAGGUGCUGACGAUCUCACUUGGUGGGGCCACGGGUGGUGUUGGUUUCCAAUCGGAUGACCAGGCUGAGAGCUUUGCUGAUACCAUUUGGAAUCUUUUUCUUGGGGGUUCAUCCGACAUGCGUCCUUUUGGAAGCGCUAUUCUUGAUGGGGUUGAUCUUGACAUUGAAGGUGGCGGGUCUGCUCAUUACACGACGUUUUUGAACAAGCUCAAAAGCCAUUUUGGUUCAUCCGAUCGCAAAUACUAUAUCACAGCUGCACCCCAAUGUGUCUAUCCAGAUGCCAAUCUUCAGGAAACAAUGAACAGCUUCCCUAUGGAUGCGAUCUUUGUUCAAUUUUAUAACAAUCCUUGUGGCCUACAAACCUAUGGGCAACCCCAGUGGAAUUUUGGGCAAUGGGAUUAUUGGGCACGCAAUGUCUCUCCCAACAAGAACGUCAAGGUCUACAUUGGUGCGCCAGCUAGUAGCAGUGCCGCUGGAGGUGGUUAUGUGUCCGCCGACCAACUUGGCAAGAUCGCGACUGAAACCCAAAAGCAGUUUCCAAGUUUUGGAGGUGUCAUGUAUUGGGAUGUAUCCCAAGCAUAUGGAAACAAUCGGUUUGACAAGGCAAUCAAAGAGGCUAUCAGCCAAGGAUCGUCAUCAUGCAGCUCCUCUCAUCCACCACCCCCAUGUGAUGCACCGGCUUACACAAAAGGAAAGUCGUAUCCAGGUGGAAGCAAAGUAUCAUACAAGUACAUUUGGCAGGCAAAGUGGUUUGCUGAUAGCGAGCCUGAUGGUGGUGCAAACAGCGAAUGGGUUGCAGUGAGCAGCUGUAGCGAUGGGGAUAGUAGCUCUUCGUCGUCUGGCAACAUUAAUGCUAGCGCAUCUUCCACCAGGACAAGUAAUGAUACAGCAAUUGCUACAAGCACAGGCUCUUUGUCUAAUACAUUGACAGCCUCAGCAUCAUCGAGUGAUACUACAAGUAUGGCAUCAAGUAUUCUUUCCACUUGGGAAGUAGGCCCUAUGACCACGGAUUCAAGCGACUCAUCCACUGCAUCAAGUAUGGGUUCUACUACUGCUGAUUCCACUACCACGAUCUCAUCAUCUGCCGAUGCGACCUUAUCCACCACGGCUGCUGCUGCUGAUAUUACCAACUAUAGUCUGCUUCCCAAGAAGAAAAGAUGGUCGCAUAUCACCCGAGUAAAGUCAAAGCAACGCCCAUACACAUAA
This is a messenger RNA of Lichtheimia ornata, 1560 nucleotides long. RefSeq lists its product as uncharacterized. Gene Ontology annotation, molecular function: carbohydrate binding; chitinase activity. NCBI's taxonomy places the organism in Eukaryota, Fungi, Mucoromycota, Mucoromycetes, Mucorales, Lichtheimiaceae. The coding region runs from base 1 to 1560 and encodes 519 amino acids. The record is from RefSeq and is a predicted model, not a curated record. Gene Ontology annotation, biological process: carbohydrate metabolic process. Gene Ontology annotation, cellular component: extracellular region. The transcript has 11 exons.